Molecule: messenger RNA, 369 nt
Organism: Sebastes umbrosus (honeycomb rockfish)
Lineage: Eukaryota; Metazoa; Chordata; Actinopteri; Perciformes; Sebastidae
Exons: 2
Source: RefSeq, a predicted model, not a curated record
UCUUCAUCCUCCUCCUCCUCUUCUUCAUCCUCCUCUUCUUCAUCCUCCUCCUCCUCAUCCUCCUCCUCCUCCUCCUUCUCCUCUUCUUCAUCCUCCUCCUCUUCAUCCUCCUCCUCCUUCUCCUCUUCUUCAUCCUCCUCCUCCUCCUCCUCCUCCUCCUCUUCAUCCUCCUCCUCAUCCUCUUCUUCAUCCUCCUCCUCCUCAUCCUCCUCUUCAUCCUCCUCCUCCUCCUCCUCCUCCUCCUCCUCCUCCUCUUCUUCAUCCUCCUCUUCUUCAUCCUCCUCCUCCUCCUCAUCCUCUUCCUCCUCAUCCUCUUCUUCAUCCUCCUCCUCCUCAUCCUCCUCUUCAUCCUCCUCCUCUACCUCCUCC